GAUUAGGGUAUCUCAAAUUGACAAAUUCUCCUCUUCUCCAUUCUCUCUGGCGUCUGCGACUCUGCCGUCUUCUUCUUUGUUUGUCUACUUUUCUGGUUCUUCUCCAUUCUCUCUGCCGUCUUCUUCUCUUGUGUUUUAUACUUUUCUGGAACUUCAAGUGUUGAUUCUUCGCGGCAUAUUACUUAGAUUGAAGGUGCGUAUCUGCGUGAUAUGAAACGAUCUGCGUGAUAUGAAACGAAGCACAAUGCUAUGUAUGAAUUAUGAUUGAUUGCUAUGUAUGAUUGAAUUUUAUUACUUAGAUUGAAGGUGCAUGUCUGCUGCAAUUUACGGUAGUUGCAAGCUGCUACUGCAAAUUGCAGCAGAGCAGCAGUUGAUUUGCAGCAGCAGCAGUUGCAAAUUGUAGCAGUUCCAAAAUUGGGUGAGAGUUAGCAUUUAAUAAUAAUAUUAGUAGAGUUAGUUGAGUUACCGGGUCUUCAUUUUGAAGAAAGAGGGAGAGAUGGCGAGUGAGUGGCUGAAGGGUGAGAGUUGGUUAUUCACGCUCUAUAGAAUUUGCAAGUCUCUGUCGUUUAUAAAAAGGGUUAAAAAUUUAAAAUAAUUAAAAAAAAAAAAAAGGAAUAAAAUGUUGAGGAUGAAACAGUAUUAACACGGAGAUUCGCAUAAUCGUGUUUCUUGAAAAGCACAGAAGCAGAGAUAGAUACGGCACAGAGACAUGGAAGUUACUGCUGCUGCUUAUCCUUCACUUACGACGCCGUUUCAUCUGCGUAAUCUCUCUACCUCGUCCUCGCAUUUGUGCGCUUAUAAAGGACAAUCUCUUGUGUCCUCUUCAUAUAAACAUGCAGUUUUGAGAAGUUCAUACAGUUCUGCUCAAAAUGGCUUUCUAUGCAUGCCUAGGAAGAAGCUUGGUGUGUUAUGGGCUUAUAGCGAUUUAAAAAGGGGGAACCUCAAUAGACCAUAUUAUGAUUUUAAAUUGCAUAACUAUAAGAAGUUGUCCAGAUCUGUUCUUGUGAGAUCUGAACUUGCGGGAAAUGGGGCUCCCAAUUCUGCCUAUGCGUUAUCAGAAGUUAAACUGGGCUCAAAAGUUAGAGGAAUAAGCUUUUAUGCUGUAACUGCUGUAGCUGCCAUCCUGCUGAUUGGGCCGAUGCUGGUGGCACAUCCAUUAGUGCUCUUGCUGGAUCGAUACCAAAGAAAGUUUCAACACUUUAUUGCUAAAGUUUGGGCGACGUUAACUGUUUCUCUAUUUUUCAGAAUCAAGUUUGAGGGCUUAGAGAAUCUGCCUCCACCUGGUGCUCCUGCUGUAUAUGUUUCCAACCACCAGAGCUUUUUAGACAUAUACACUCUUCUCACUCUUGGGAGAAGCUUCAAAUUCAUAAGCAAGACAGCAAUAUUUCUCUUUCCUAUUAUUGGUUGGGCCAUGUCUAUGAUGGGUGUCAUUCCCUUGAAACGCAUGGACAGCAAAAGCCAGCUGGAAUGCCUUAAGAGGUGCAUGGAUCUUAUCAAGAAGGGGGCCUCUGUAUUUUUCUUCCCAGAGGGAACACGGAGUAAAGAUGGAAAAUUAGGUGCUUUCAAGAAAGGUGCGUUCAGUGUUGCAGCAAAAACUGGAGUCCCGGUAGUACCUAUGACCCUUAUGGGAACUGGCAAAAUCAUGCCCAGUGGAAUGGAGGGUAUCUUAAAUUCAGGAUCUGUCAAAGUCGUUAUUCAUAAGCCUUUACAAGGAAGAAAUCCAGAUGUAAUGUGCAGCGAAGCUAGAAAAACUAUUGCAGAUACACUCAGUCUUCAAGGCUGAAAGACUCACUGCAAAUCAACUAUGUUUCGUACAGCUCAACACCUAAUUCCUUGGUAUGGAUUGAAGAAUUAUGAUCUGAGUGGUUGCAUAUUGCCAAAGCUAAGCCAUGUGCAUCACAUUUCAAAAUCAUCGUUAGAAUCGGCAGACCCUUCUUCCGGUACGCGACAUGUGGUUUGGCAAUUGGCUAUCGGCUUUUAUUUUGCUGUCUUAAUUUGGCAUCUAAUAAUCAAUUAUUUCUUCCAUUCAACCAUA
Messenger RNA from Pistacia vera, 2035 nucleotides. Its product is annotated as 1-acyl-sn-glycerol-3-phosphate acyltransferase BAT2, chloroplastic-like. The record is from RefSeq and is a predicted model, not a curated record. The transcript is spliced from 7 exons. NCBI's taxonomy places the organism in Eukaryota, Viridiplantae, Streptophyta, Magnoliopsida, Sapindales, Anacardiaceae. Bases 710 to 1783 code for a protein of 357 amino acids. Gene Ontology annotation, molecular function: 1-acylglycerol-3-phosphate O-acyltransferase activity. Gene Ontology annotation, cellular component: membrane. Gene Ontology annotation, biological process: phosphatidic acid biosynthetic process.